Molecule: messenger RNA, 2465 nt
Organism: Pocillopora verrucosa
Lineage: Eukaryota; Metazoa; Cnidaria; Anthozoa; Scleractinia; Pocilloporidae
Product: multifunctional procollagen lysine hydroxylase and glycosyltransferase LH3
Biological process (GO): peptidyl-lysine hydroxylation
Cellular component (GO): endoplasmic reticulum
Molecular function (GO): iron ion binding; procollagen-lysine 5-dioxygenase activity; L-ascorbic acid binding
Source: RefSeq, a predicted model, not a curated record
AAGAAUAUACAACAACAGUAGAACGCUCCUGGUCAGCACAGUUUGUGUGCGCAUGAAGCAAAAGGCGAGAUGGGGACUCUUCGCUGUGUGAACUGUCUUCUCUUUUUCGUCUCAACUGUGCUUUUAGCAGAUGUUCACAGUGUAGAACAAGGAACAGAUGAGCUGAGACUUCUCGCUAUAACUGUAGCAACGGACGAAACAGAUGGCUAUAAAAGAUUCAUGAGAUCUGCUAAAGUUAACAACAUCGAUGUGAAGGUCCUUGGGAUGGGAGAAGAAUGGCGAGGUGGAGAUGUGAAGAAUUAUCCAGGAGGAGGGCAUAAAAUAAACAUUCUAAAGAAGGAGACAGAACUUUACAAGAAUGACAGUAAUUUAGUUCUUAUGUUUGUGGAUAGUUAUGAUGUGAUUUUACUUGCCAAACCUGAAGAAUUCUUGAAGAAGUUUCUGGACUUUAAAGCUAACAUGGUCUUUUCUGCCGAAGGAUUCUGCUGGCCAGACAGAUGGCUCAAAGACCAAUACCCUGAAGUUAUUCAUGGAAAGAAAUAUCUUUGUUCAGGAGGUUUUAUUGGCUAUGCACCAGUAUUUCACCAGGUUGUAACUGAUCAUGUCAUUGAGGAUGUAGAAGAUGAUCAACUGUAUUACACCAAGAUAUUUCUGGACAAGCAGAAAAGAGAUCAGUUGAAACUGAGGCUAGAUAAUAAAGCAGAGAUCUUCAUGAAUUUGAAUGGAGCAGAAGAGGAAGUAGAAAUCAAGUUCAGUGAUGACAAGGCAUGGUUGGUGAACAAGGAAUAUGGGACAGAACCACUGGUUGCCCAUGGCAAUGGUCCCAGUAAGUUGUUUCUAAAUUAUCUAGAUAACUACCUGCCUGAUAAAUGGAAUUUCAAGGAUGAAUGUACUGCAUGCUCUGAGGAUAGAAUAUCUUUAGACAGUCUCAAGGAAGAGGAGUAUCCUAAAAUCCUGAUGGGCUUUUUUGUGGAGAAGCCAACACCUUUUAUACCAGAGUUUCUGAACAGAAUGAUGCAGCUAGAGUAUCCCAAGAAACGCAUUGACCUAUUUAUUCACAAUACAGUUCCAUAUCAUAAGUCACAAAUUGGAGAAUGGCUUACAGACAAGAUCAAAAGGCAGUUCAACUCGAUUACUGUGCUGCAACCUGAAGAUAAGGUGACUGAGUAUCAAGCCAGGAAUCACGCCAUUGAGAUGUGUGAGGAAAAGAAGUGUGACUACCUGUUCACAGUGGAUGGCUCUGUUGUUCUUACUAACAAGAACACACUGAAGAUUCUCAUUGAGCAAAACCGGCCUGUUUUAGCUCCCAUUGUCUCGAGACAUGGCAAGCUAUGGUCAAACUUUUGGGGUGCUCUGGGAAGUGAUGGAUUCUAUGCCAGGUCGCGUGACUACCUUGCAAUUGUCCAGAGGCAAAGAAAGGGUGUGUGGAAUUCUGUCUUCAUCUCAAGUGUGUUUUUAAUCAAGAAAGAAGUCUUAAAGAAGAUGCAUGGAAGUUUUGGUCCUUCCCAGCUUGAUCCAGAUAUGGCUAUGAGCAAGUUUUUAAGGGAUAAUGGAAUUUUCAUGUAUGCCACCAACCUACAUGAAUUUGGCCGCUUGUUAGAGACAGAGAACUACCGCACAGAUCAUCUGCACAACGACCUGUGGGAGUUGUUUGAUAACAAACUGGACUGGGAAGAGAAAUACAUCCAUCCAAACUAUUCCCAAAACUCAAACCUCAGCAUUUCCAUUGAUGAGCCCUGUCCUGAUGUGUACUGGUUUCCUCUUGUGUCGGAUACGUUUGCCAAGCAUCUCAUUGAGGAAAUGGAAUAUUUUGGUGAAUGGUCAGGUGGAAAACACGAGGACAAGCGACUGUCAGGAGGUUACGAAAAUGUACCAACAGACGAUAUUCACAUGAACCAGAUUGGCUACGAGAGACAUUGGCUUCACUUUCUCAAGGAAUACAUUGUACCCGUGAAUGGAAGACUUUAUCCAGGGUACCACUCUGAGGCUCGUUCUAUCAUGAACUUUGUGGUAAAAUACGAUCCAAACAGGCAGUAUUAUCUUAGACCGCACCACGACGCUUCUACAUACACAAUCAACAUCGCCCUAACAAGGCCAGGAAAAGACCAUGGGGGCGGGGGAUGCAGAUUUUUGCGCUAUAACUGCCAAGUGACAGAAACCCGUAGAGGCUGGUCGUUUAUGCACCCGGGAAGACUCACUCAUUACCAUGAGGGGCUGCCUGUAACAUGGGGGAAGCGAUAUAUUAUGAUAUCAUUUAUUGACCCUUGAAUAGACGAAAUGAUUCUUUAAUAUCAGAGUUAUAAAUCCUAUUUCAGUAUGAAGUCUAAGACGCCAAAUAACAAAGUUAUUUUUGAUCAAAUUCUAUUUUCUUUCCCCUGAAUGCCUUUUCAAGAGACUAUUUUCAUACCACGAUGUCAAGUGUUUUGUUUUGCAAUUUUUUUAGCAAUAAAUGCGCUGUGAAAAGU